UUCAACGAACGAAAUUUCCAACGAACGACAUGUCAAAUAACCAACCGAUGUCAUGAGCAGCAGGCCAGUCGUUGUGCUGAUAUUCAGUUUGUUUUUGUUUACUUUCUAAAAAAGCAAAAUAUUUCGAAGUAGUUUGCGAUUAGAAGCAUUUUCGGUUAGUUUUGCUCUACAAUCUGUUCCAAAAGUCAUUAUUGAAGACGUAAUUGAAGAUGGCCGAUAUAAUCAUUCAUUCCGUUCGCCAACAACAGGCCAGUCCUGGAACCGUAUACCACGCCCUUUAUGGACACUACUUUUUGGGUAUUUCCCAAAAGAAUUUGGCGAUCAUUUACGGAAAAAGCCUGUCCACUAUUUAUGGUUGGAUUCAAAAGUUUGAAAGCGAGGGACUUUACCGAAGGAAAAAACGAGCUCAGGUCUUCAAAAAGUUCCAGUCGGAAAUGCGACAAUGGUUGGUGGAGCUUUAUUGCAAGCAUCCUCUUUUAUUUUUGGACGAAGCCAAGGAGAUGUUCCAGGCACAUUUCCAGAUGACAAUAAGUACUUCAUCCGUCUGUACUAUUCUGCACGAGGCAGGCCUGUCGUGGAAAACCAUUGAGAGAAGAGCUAUUCAAAUUCGUAUGGAAGAAAUAGUGCGGUUUGUGAAUGAGCUCCUCGCCAUACCAUGGGAUAUUUUCAAUUUAGUUUUCCUCGAUGAGGUGAGUAUUGACAAUAGGGGCACGUUACGUCAGAAGGGAUAUGGUGUCGUAGGAAAAAAGUUAAUUUUCAGAGGAGAAUUUUGUCGCCGUGCUCGUUCAUCGUUCUUAUGUUUCCUUGGCGCUGAUGGAAUCCUGGAUAGUUUCUGGACUGAAGGCACUUUUAACAGGCUAAAGUUUUUCGAAUGCUGCCGAGAGUUUGCCUUGCGGAAUCCUAAGGUUCAAAGAUAUCCAGGAUUCCAUUCAGUAUGGAUCAUGGACGGUGCGAGGAUUCAUUGCGACGCUAAUCUCAUUCGCUAUCUUCGAUCCAUUGGGAUCAUACCCAUAUUCCUUCCGGCGUACUGCCCCUUUUUCAAUCCCAUCGAGGUGAUCUUUGGCCUCGUGAAAAACCGUCUUCAGAGAGUACACCGGGAAGGUGAACAAAUUCUGGCUGAAGUAUGUGAAGCUAUGAACUACUUCAAAGUUUAUCCUUGCCAGAAACUGUUUGAACACUGUGGAUACUUCCCUGGAGGAUUUUUCAGCCCUGAGAAAGGCUUAACGCAAGAUCCAAAUGAGGUCGAUUUGAAUAUUGUUCCCAAUUAAUAUAAGAGCAAGUUUUGAAACGUUUACUGUUAACAAUAAUGAACUAUCUGAAACAAAUAAAUAAAACUCAUGAAGACCGUGAAACUAUUGCAAAUAAAACUUAUUUUAUUUAUUCAAAACCGUAAAAUCAAAACAAGAAAAACACUUUAAGAGUGAUCAACAUCGGGACAAUCAGUUACUUUCUCCGCCAACACUUGGCUCACUUCGGACUCUUCUGGUCGGAUUGCUGAUUGCACUGCGGUGAUAAAAUCUCCAGCGGCUAAUCCUUUUGUUAUCAUUGCUUCGAGCUUGCGGGAAACGUUGUUAAGUAUUCCAAGUGCUGCUGAAAUUUCUUCCCUUAUUUCAGCCGCUUCUUUCACCCAACCAGCAUUCACAGUAUGAGCCACUGUGACACCCCGAUGUACUGACUGCAGGCGGGCUGCUUCUGACACAUUUGUCCAUCGGAAGUAUUUGGCGAGCUCCAAAGGCGGUGCGGGAUCAAUUUUCAAUUGCUCUUGCUUGUGAGCAGGCGAAGAGUGGAUGAAGUUGGCCCACAACAUCCACGAGCUUUGAUGUCCCUCUAAAUCCAAGUGAGUUUCCUUAAGCUCUUUAGCCAAAGCAGCACAAUCACGGGUCGAGUGGGCUCCGGCUCGGUCUGAGUUUGUUGGCGUAAUGAGCGUCUUCAGUACCAUUUGGUGCUGGGCAUGCGUCUCCACGUUGGUCGCAUAUGGAUGCACAAAAACUUUGAUGUUUUUAUCCUUCCAUGUAGCAAGGAUUCGUGGAGUGAUGGCAGAAACAUUGUAGGUCUUCCUUUUGGUCGUGUCAUGCAGAAUGAUGAAUCGUUCAAUGUCUUCUUCAUCUGGCAUUUGCUUCUCAGACCAUGUCGGAACGUCAUUGUCAAAAUCAACUUGCCGAGAUACGUGUUUCUUUGCAAGUUUCCACAUGAAUCCGAUCACUUCCGGCACUGUAUCUCCACCGACAUUCAUGGUUCCGAUUUCUCGAGGGCGCAUUUGACUGCGAAAAAGUCGUCGAAGAAAGGUCCCUUUAAAGAAGAAUUCCAAACUCUUCGCAGCAUCAUCUGGCAACAAAGUCACAUCAUUUUCCUCGGAUGCACCACUUUCUUCGUUUUCAGCUUCCUCCGUCGUAUUAUCGGGCAACAAUGAGAAUUCGACAUUCCUCGAGUUCCCAUCGUCAGAGACCUGGGUCGUAUCCAACAAGGAUUUCGAGAAUCUGAAAGUUCCCGACGAUCCAGCCACCGGAGAUCCCGCUGUUUCCUGCUCCAGGAACUCUAUUCCGUCGUAGCUGCAAAUAGUUCAAUUCUGUUGAAGAUCAUCCUAUUUUUUUAAUAGUUUGUUACUUACUUGUCCUUGUUAUUAUCCAUGUUAAACUGGAACUGGAGGAUUAAUGUUCUUCAAGCAUU
Toxorhynchites rutilus septentrionalis is the source of this 2667-nucleotide messenger RNA. RefSeq lists its product as uncharacterized. The transcript has 2 exons. Lineage: Eukaryota; Metazoa; Arthropoda; Insecta; Diptera; Culicidae. Bases 210 to 1268 code for a protein of 352 amino acids. The record is from RefSeq and is a predicted model, not a curated record. Gene Ontology annotation, molecular function: nucleic acid binding.